AUGAAACUAAUAUUACUUUUAUUUUUAAUUUAUAUUUCUUGUGUGCUAUGUUCAAUUGAAAUCAUUGGAAAAGCUUUAUUAGAUAUCCGUUAUGAUUCUGGAAAUUGCCAACCAGGUACCGAAACUGAAUAUAAGGUUGUAGAAUUUUGUAAUGCACUCUCAAAAAUUGAAACAAAUUCAAGUGGUGUAUAUAUGUUUCACAAAGAAAAAAGUGAUGGUUUGGACUAUUGUUUUGGUAAAAGAUAUGGUGCAAAUAAAGUUCAUCUUGGAAAAUGUAUUAAAUUGGGGAGAGAUUACCCAGAAUCAAUAAAGACUAUAUGGUAUGAUCCCCAAGUUUACUCAUCCAUCUUUAAUAUGUCCGCCGCUUUACAAAUAACUCACUUAAAUAGUUUAUGUGAAAAUAAGAAUAGAUUGGUUACGGUUAUGUUAUUAGAUAAAGUUUAUAGAAGCAAUGACCAUACCUGUGAGUUUAGAAAUGUCUCUUCUGAUGGAAUAAAUGUAUACACCUGCAAAGAUGAAUUUCGUAAUGGUUGUAAUCAAACAGACUUUUACCCAUUUGGAAAGGGUAUCCUUACCAAUGGAUACUUUGUUAGUUUCGAACCAAUUGGUCAAGUUGCCAAGGAUAUGAAUUUUUUUUCAUAGGAUAAGGGUGAAAAUUCUGGUGCAGUUUUAACAGUAUCUAGACACCUCUAAAAAUUAAAUAAAAAAUACAACAAGUGCAAAAAGUGGAGCGUAUCUUAACAAAU
Messenger RNA from Dictyostelium purpureum, 746 nucleotides. RefSeq lists its product as uncharacterized. The record is from RefSeq and is a predicted model, not a curated record. NCBI's taxonomy places the organism in Eukaryota, Evosea, Eumycetozoa, Dictyosteliales, Dictyosteliaceae. The coding region runs from base 1 to 642 and encodes 213 amino acids. The transcript has a single exon.